UCCGGUGGUAUUUUGGUUGAGGACAAGGACGACGCUCAGCGGUGCUGUCAGUCACAGCGAACGUGACACGACACGAACAUGGCGAGGCUUCUGAGACCUCACAUCAGGACUUUCAUCACCACGCACAUGAGAAACUCGUCCGACCAGCUGGGUGAGCUGGGUGGAGGUGCAGGAAAAGGUGGUGGAGGUGGAGGAGCCAUCAGACAGGCAGGUGGAGCCUUUGGGAAAAAACAAGCUGCCGAGGAGGAGAGGCACUUUAAGCGCUUAGAACAGGAGCAGCUGGCUGCGUUGAGGCAGCACCACCAAGAUGAAAUUGAACACCACAAGAAGGAGAUUGAACGUCUACAGCGCGACAUCGACCGGCACAAGGGAAAGAUCAGGAAGCUGAAGCACGACGACUGAGUUAAAACUCUCUUUCCCUCACAGUUCUGAGAACGACUGAGAUUGUUGCAUGCACUGUGUCUUUGGGCCAUUCGUGAAUGUGUGGUUGAUUGUGCUAUAUACAGUCAACUCAAAAGUUAUUAAAGCUAUGAAACGAUUCCAUUGCACAUUGUGAUCUAAGUUGUACACUGUUUUCAACUUUAUCCCAUUUUGUAGUAGGCAACUGCAAGUGUGCUGUGUGUAGCAGGCAAAAAGUAGGACAAUCUAAACACUUGCAUGCUUCAAAUGUCAGCAUACUUUCUUGUUUAAAUAAAGUGCUUCAGUGUUGUUGCAUGAAAGUA
This is a messenger RNA of Solea solea (common sole), 722 nucleotides long. RefSeq names its product ATP synthase inhibitory factor subunit 1b (gene atp5if1b). Gene Ontology annotation, biological process: negative regulation of ATP-dependent activity. Gene Ontology annotation, cellular component: mitochondrion. Lineage: Eukaryota; Metazoa; Chordata; Actinopteri; Pleuronectiformes; Soleidae. The record is from RefSeq and is a predicted model, not a curated record. The transcript has 3 exons. Gene Ontology annotation, molecular function: ATPase inhibitor activity. The coding region runs from base 79 to 402 and encodes 107 amino acids.